Molecule: messenger RNA, 453 nt
Organism: Tetrahymena thermophila SB210
Lineage: Eukaryota; Ciliophora; Oligohymenophorea; Hymenostomatida; Tetrahymenidae
Product: ubiquitin-conjugating enzyme E2
Exons: 7
Source: RefSeq, a predicted model, not a curated record
AUGGAAGCAAGAAUGACCAAGAGACUCCAAAAGGAUUUGGAAGCUAUGCAAAAAAACUAUAAAGAUUAAUUUCAUGUAACUUUGCCCAACAACGAUUUGAAACUCUGGCACGUUGAAUUCACUGCUGCCUAAGGCACCGUUUUCUAAGGAGAAAAGUUCAAAUUAUAAUUCAAGUUCUCUCCAGAAUAUCCCAUCGAAUCUCCUGAGGUUAUUUUUAUUGGUAAAAUCCCUGACCAUGAGCAUAUUUAUUCAAAUGGAUUUAUCUGCUUAUCAAUUUUAUAUGAUGAAUGGAGUGCUGCUUUGACUGUUUCUUCUGUUUGCUUAUCUAUUUUAUCUAUGCUUUCUUCUGCAACCAAAAAGGGAAGACCAUUUAAUGAUGCUGAAUUCUGUAAAAGAUCACAAGGUAGAGGUCCCAAGGCUUUCUUAUGGAGUUACGAUGACGAAAAGUGCUGA